Eublepharis macularius is the source of this 2692-nucleotide messenger RNA. Its product is annotated as cytochrome P450 2A13-like. The transcript is spliced from 9 exons. Gene Ontology annotation, molecular function: heme binding; oxidoreductase activity, acting on paired donors, with incorporation or reduction of molecular oxygen, reduced flavin or flavoprotein as one donor, and incorporation of one atom of oxygen; iron ion binding. Gene Ontology annotation, biological process: xenobiotic metabolic process. Gene Ontology annotation, cellular component: intracellular membrane-bounded organelle; cytoplasm. The coding region runs from base 83 to 1567 and encodes 494 amino acids. The record is from RefSeq and is a predicted model, not a curated record. Lineage: Eukaryota; Metazoa; Chordata; Lepidosauria; Squamata; Eublepharidae.
UAGGUUUCCUAGCAGAGUUAAUAUAAGACCCUCUCCGGCUGUGCAGGCAGAGUGACUUCCCAGUAGAGUUCCUUCAGCCACCAUGGAUCUCCUCGGAGCAGGGGCCAUUUUCCUCAUCAUCUGCCUUUCUUGCCUGAUGGUCCUCUCAACUUGGCGACAGAUGCAUGGGAAAAGCAAGAUGCCACCUGGACCGAUUCCGCUACCCUUUAUUGGGAACUUGCUCCAGGUCAACUUAAAAGAUAUGUACCGUUCACUUCUGAAGAUCAGUGACAAAUACGGUCCCGUCUACACCAUCCACUUGGGGCCCCGACGGAUUGUGGUGCUGCGUGGAUAUGAUGCGGUAAAGGAGGCCUUGGUGGACCAGGCAGAAGAAUUCAGUGGCCGUGGGGAGCAGGCCACGUUUGACUGGAUUUUCCGUGGCCAUGGAGUUGCCUUCAGUCAAGGGGAGCGGGCCAAGCAGCUGCGCCGAUUUUCCAUCACAACCCUGAGAAAUUUCGGUAUGGGGAAGCGAUCCAUUGAAGAACGGAUCCUGGAGGAGGCCCACUUCCUACUGGAGGCACUUAGGAACACCGAAGGAGCACCCUUUGACCCUACCUACAUGCUAAGUCGUACUGUGUCCAAUGUGAUCAGCUCUAUCACCUUUGGCAACCGCUUUGACUAUGAAGAUAAAGAGUUCCUCUCUUUGCUCAGUAUGAUGUUGGGAAGUUUCCGUUUCACUGCCACGUCGUGGGGGCAGCUUUAUGACAUGUUCUCUGGACCCAUGCAGUACAUGCCUGGGCCGCAGCAGAAAGCCUUCAAGGAGCUUUCAGGGCUGGAGGAAUUCAUCACAAGGAAGGUGAAAGAGAACCAGGAGACCCUCGACCUCAACUCCCCUCGGGAUUUCAUAGACAGCUUCCUGAUAAAAAUGCAUCAGGAAAAGGAAAACCCAAACACAGAAUUCUUCCUGAAGAAUCUAGUGUUGACAACACUCAACAUAUUUUUUGCUGGCACCGAAACUGUCAGCACUACCUUGCGUUAUGGCUUCCUGAUUCUGCUGAAAUACCCAGAGAUUGAAGAUAAAGUACAUGAGGAGAUUGACCGGGUCAUCGGCAGAAAUCGCACUCCCAACAUGGAUGACCGCCCACAAAUGCCCUACACUGAGGCUGUGAUCCAUGAGAUCCAGAGAUACACUGACAUGCUCCCCAUGGGGGUAGCACGACGCGUGACCCGUGACACCCUAUUCCGAGGAUACACAAUUCCCAGGGGCACUGAGGUUUUCCCUUUGCUGGGCUCUGUGCUGAGAGACCCCAAACAUUUUGCAAGGCCUGAAGCGUUCGACCCCCAGCACUUCCUGGACGAGAAUGGGAAGUUCAAGAGGAAUGAGGCUUUCAUGCCGUUCUCCAUCGGCAAACGAUAUUGCUUCGGGGAGCGGCUGGCCCGUAUGGAGCUUUUCCUUUUCUUCACCAGUAUCCUUCAGAACUUCCGCUUCAAAUCUCUGAUCCCGCCAGAAGAAAUUGACCUCUCUCCUAUGCUGGUUGGCUUUGCCACCAUCCCACGGUUUUAUGACAUCUGUGUCAUCCCUCGCUGAAGAACAGACAACAUGGAUAAAAACUGCCUCACCACAACCGAAUUUGUCCACGUAAAAAGGGGGGGGGGAGGAAGGAAUAUCUUGUCAACAAUAUGAAACACUCGAAUGUAAAGUUUUAAUGCUAGUUUUUUACGUACCAAAUAUUCCCUUUGCAUUCUUUUAUGCCCUGUGAUCUGUGUGUCCUCCUUUGCUAUGCAAUACUACUCAGAGUAAUAAUCACGGAAAAAUGUUACACCACAUUCUUGCUCCUUGGCCAUCUACUCUGUCCCCCUUCAGCCCCUGCGACGGUCUUCCCAUUCACCUUCCCAGCCGUCAGACUCUUUCCCUGCCUUUUCUUUCUCUUGGCUGCCUAGGAAUUUGCUCUCCAGUCCAAUGGCCCUUUGCUUUGCUUGUGUAAGCUGUACUGUUUCUCCCUUCCUGACACUUUCCCUUUGAGCAACUAGGACCAAACUACUGGAUUCCUAGGGGAUUCUAGGAUUUUCAGUCACUUUCAUUUUUUUCCUUUAAAGUAACUGUGGUUUGCUCCAAAUCAGACCAGACAUGGUUGGGUAGGAGUGCUUAACUAUUUCCUCCUACCAUUUUCUUGGUUUUAAUUGCCUCAUCUCCAUAAGUAGGCUUACCAACAGACUUGAAGAAAAAAUAUCCUGCCCAUUUAAUAGAGGCUUAAACCUUGGCUGUUUCCACACGGCUUACCUUAUUCUGCAAAUAGCGAAAUCUCACGCGAGAUCUCGCGAGAAGACGCUGUUAUACCAUCUUCUCGCGCAAUAACAGCGUCUUCUCAUGUGAUAACAGCGUCUUCUUGCGGGAUUUCGCGCGAGAUUUUGCUAUUUUGCAGAAUAAGGUAAGCCGUGUGGAAAUGGCCCUUAUCAAAGGAAGGUGCUGUGAGCUGUGACUAGCUUUUACUGCAGUGGUAAAUAAUGUUGCUUCAUUUUUUAAUGACUUGGCUUUGCUUUUUGCGACACGCAUUUAAUUUUUGCAUUUCUAAAAAAAAAUCUAAUGCGUCCUUUGUUGUUUUAAGGGUGUAAUGAUAAAUAGAGCUAUAUCCUUCUUAGCCCCGUUGACUUCCGGAUUACACUGUUAAACUAUCUUUGUAGAAUCAUGAACGAUCAAACAAAAAUAAACUUU